CGAAGUCAUAUCCGGUUCGCCAUUUUCUUUCUCUCAUUGUCGUGUACGAUUACGUUCUCGUUCAAGCACGUUUGUUAUCGAUCUUGCAUUUUCAGCAAUUUUUAAACGUUUAAAUCGUGUGCGACCGAUAGUUAGCCUGUACGUUAUACAAUAUAUUUCCAUAGACAAUUCAUUUCGAACCAUCGUAAUCGAUUAUCGAGUGCUAAAUGCGUGGUAUUUCAGAAAGCUCACCAACUCGCGCAAUGGCGGAGGAUUUAGAUGUGGAGGCAAUGCUGGAGGCGCCAUAUAAGAAAGGGAUGGAGCAGGACUCCUCAUCCAAAGACAAAUCCUCCAAGGAGAAUGGGUCUAGCCGUAAAUCAUCUGGGAAGAGUAAACAUCGCUCUCGUUCCCGUUCUCGUUCGAGAGAUCGCCGCGAGAAAGAUCGGCGUGAUCGUGACCGCGAUAGAGACAGAGAUCGAGAUCGCGAUCGGGACAGAGAUCGUGAUCGUGAUCGCGAUCGGGACCGUCGACGUAGAUCAAGAUCAAGGGACAGAAGAGACCGCGAUCGAGACAGAGAUGGCGACAGAGAUAGAGAUCGACGGGACAGGGAUCGGGAUCGAGACAGAAGAAGAAAACGAUCGCUCACGCCUAUUACGCUUCCCAGAGCGAGGAUGCCUUUUGGAAAGGGUGUCAGUCCCCUUGGCAUUAGGAACGAUGAGUUGACACCAGAAGAACGAGACGCCCGAACGGUGUUCUGUAUGCAAUUGAGUCAACGUAUACGCGCUCGUGAUCUAGAAGAAUUUUUCUCCAGUGUUGGCAAGGUUCAAGAUGUCAGACUUAUCACAUGCAACAAGACAAGAAGAUUCAAGGGUAUAGCAUACGUUGAGUUUAAGGAUCCUGAAAGCGUCACACUGGCGCUUGGUUUAUCGGGUCAGAAACUCCUUGGUGUUCCUAUUGUAGUGCAACAUACACAAGCGGAAAAGAAUCGUAUGGGCAAUUCCAUGCCGAAUUUAAUGCCAAAAGGACAAACAGGUCCCAUGAGAUUAUACGUUGGGUCUCUUCACUUCAAUAUCACUGAAGACAUGCUUCGUGGGAUUUUCGAACCGUUUGGAAAGAUUGACAACAUUCAACUAAUCAUGGAUCCAGAAACUGGACGAAGCAAAGGCUACGGUUUUUUAACCUUCAGAAAUGCCGAUGACGCUAAGAAAGCUUUAGAACAACUGAAUGGUUUUGAACUUGCUGGAAGACCUAUGAAAGUUGGCAAUGUCACAGAACGUACAGAUUUAAUACAAGGCCCAUCUCUUCUCGACACAGAUGAACUAGAUCGAAGUGGUAUCGACCUUGGCGCCACUGGAAGGUUACAAUUAAUGUUUAAACUAGCGGAAGGAACUGGACUUGAAAUUCCUCCUGCGGCUGCAAACGCGUUAAAUAUGGCUCCAGUUAUGUCUACACCACAACCACCUCCUCAAGCUGCUCCCCCAAUAGCAACGCAGUGCUUUAUGUUAUCGAACAUGUUUGAUCCACAAAAUGAGACAAAUCCAAACUGGGCAAAGGAAAUUCGCGAUGAUGUCAUAGAGGAAUGUAACAAACACGGUGGUGUGUUACACGUGUACGUGGAUCAGGCAUCUCCUCAGGGUAAUGUUUACGUUAAGUGUCCAUCGAUAGCAACCGCAGUGGCCGCUGUUAAUUCUCUGCAUGGCAGAUGGUUCGCCGGUCGAGUUAUAACAGCUGCUUAUGUGCCGGUUGUAAAUUAUCAUUCGCUGUUCCCAGACGCGAUGACCGCUUUGCAAUUAUUAGUACCAAGCGCGCCACGGAGAGGAAUGUGAUCUUAAAUAAGUGCAAACGCGGAAUAAUAACAAUGUAUAAAUUCUUAUAAUAGUAUUACGUUCUGUCUUACGGAAUCUGCAAGUAAAUGUUUGUUCAUCAUUAUACUACAAAUGAUUUGAAUUACUACGGUCCUUCAGUUGCUGAUAUCCGUGUGGCAACAUAAAAUAUCCAUGGGUUCAGGAGAAUAAACAUUUGCUUCGUCACUUUUUGUUUCAUCAAAGCGAUAAUGCAAGUCAUUCAUUAACAAAUUUAUAUCUUGUAAAUUUUUGAACGAUAGUUAUUCGACAUUAGUGAUUCCGACCAAUUAGUACAUGACGAUCUACGACGAAUCGCCGUCAACACAUUUGAAGUUUUUGUAGAAUAUUUACGUGCAUACACGUAUCGAAUUAUACUUUGACAUAUUCGUUAUGACACAAGGUAUUGAACAACUUCGUUGCCUUAUUUGUUAGAUGUACUUUGUAACAUUUUCUAUUUAAUAAUUCAUUAUCUGUUAUAAUCUGUAAUAUUGAAGUAAAAGCAAAUUUAAAAUGGACCGCGAAGAAAGAUAUGAUUCUCAUACAAACAUGUACUGAAGGUGGUAAUAUAAAGAAGAAAAUGUAGAAUUUCUGUUGUCAAAGUUUUGUGUUCAUUAAAAAGUAUACAUUGAGAA
Molecule: messenger RNA, 2455 nt
Organism: Ceratina calcarata
Lineage: Eukaryota; Metazoa; Arthropoda; Insecta; Hymenoptera; Apidae
Gene: Caper
Product: RNA-binding protein 39-like protein Caper
Exons: 9
Coding region: 207-1805 (532 amino acids)
Biological process (GO): mRNA processing
Cellular component (GO): nucleus
Molecular function (GO): RNA binding
Source: RefSeq, a predicted model, not a curated record